UGUGAAUUAAAAUGGGUUCAAUCGCAUCAGUGCUGCAAUGGCAUUGUCAGACGUGUGGUCAAAUCAACCCUACCGAGAGUGUAAAGUGUUUAAAAUGUGGUAUAAAAAGAGUAUCUGAUCAUGACAGUGUUGUACCAAAACGUUAUUAUACCGGUGAUUCGUCGUCGGAAUACGCUUCACGGACAGAAAAAAGCGGUGGAACAACUCCCGGAUCUGAAGCUAUCGUUAUACCGACAACUAGCACUUUCAAAAGCGGAUGGUCGUGUGUGGGUUCAGCUCCACUGGCCAGCCGCGCUUGGCGCUGUUGCUGCGGACUCAGAAACGUCUCCGCCUCUUGGCGUUGUGCCGCUUGCGACAAGAUCGCGCCUCAUGCGCCCGUCUACAGGUUGUCCGAUGACGAGGAUCAAGCUUCAGGGAUGACUGACAAAGAUAAGUCUGACCAAGACCACAGUAUGAUAAGAUCCAACACCUUAGCAGUCCCUUCGUAUAAGCCUUCGUCAAGUUAUUCCGGCGGUCGUCCUCUGAAUCUUGAUGUGCAGUCGUUACGUUUGUCCCCGACGCAGAUAACUGAUCACGCCCAUGGGGUCACCAGAUCUCUGUCACACGGUUCCGUGAUCAAUUCCCAACAGAAAUGGUGGAAUGUCGAGGAAACUAGAGGUACAAUAAACAGACCGACUAGUUUGCUGGUCUCGGAAAGAUACGGUACGUCUUCGUACAAUCCAAGAGAAUCUUUCUUGAGAAGUCUCCACACGGUCACGAGGCGACCCAAGAAGUGUAAUGAAAGCAAAUCUAAUUGGGAACUAAACUACGUUAAAGAAUAUCAGAGAGAAUACAGCAGAGGCCUACAUUUGAAGAAGUGGGCUUGCAGUAAAUGUACCCUCGAAAAUUCGGGGAUCAGAACGCAUUGUGAAGCCUGUCUGUCCCCAAGAAUAUCCCCUUUGUCGAGAAUUUCCAACACAAGAGGUUUAAGUGUAACGACUUUGGGAAGACAUGAGACUUUUAACAGAGAUGGAGCGACCUCGUUGCCAUCAUCUGGUGGUAUUAUGAUCACCGUUCCAGAUUGGCCACAAACUGGUACAAAUUUGGGUGAUUCGUUCCAAAGGUCGAUAAGUGCUCAAAACUCGCCGGAAACGCGACCGACGUACCGAAGAUCAUUUUCUGAACAGACAAAUGAAAAUCGACCAGUCGGAAAAGUCAUAUCCAGCAGACGAAGUCUUAACGAUUACCAGAAAUCUCUAGCUGGUUACUGCGGGACGCUGACGAAACCUGAAGAACGGAGAGAAUUCGAUAGAAAAUUCGAUGAAAGCUCUGAGUUAAUAGACAAGGAGUGUAGCUGGGACACUAAUGCGGAAGGUGUUAUAUACGCAUUGCCAAACAAAGGCAAAUAUAAGGACCUGAAUCUUCAAUUGCAAGUCAAUAAUAAUGGCACGAGGUACUCUUACGUUUCAGUGCAAGAUACGAAAACAGUUAUGAGUAAUUCCCAAAACGAAGUAUUGUAUUCUAACGAUAUGGGCGAUGGUGAUUACGCAAGGAUCGAUGAACUUUUAGGCGCGGAAAAUUGUAUUUCCCCGAUAGGUGAAAGUAAUUUAAGGACCUCCCAUAUAGGUGCGAGUAAAGAGUCUGGGAAAGUGUUUAAUAUGCUGCCCUCUGUCGGCAAAGUGUCUCAUAACCCUCGGGAUCCGUCUAAAGUGCCUUCUAUUCAGCAACAAACUUCGCGUGAGUCGGGCGCGGCUCGUAUGUGGCAGUGCAGCGAGUGUUGGUUCGCUUAUAACGCGUGGGGAGCGCGUUGUGAUGUAUGUCGGAGUGCGCGGCCGCCUCACGCUGUCACUCUGGCCCCACCACCCGAGCGGGAGCAGCCGAGAAGUAGGAAUAAUUCAUCAUCAGAAGCAAGCUGUACGAAACCGGAGACGAAUCGCAACGAGCCUCCUAAAAAGUUGACAGUGCCGAUCGCUUCGUUAGACCAUGACCUUAAUAGCGACGAACUUUUGUUUGCCGUUGCACAAAAUCAAGCAGAGGCCAGUACGUGGUCGUGUGGUCGAUGUACGCUUGUGAAUGAUUCGGGAGCGACCGCGUGUGCCGCGUGUGCGGGCUCUAGGCCUUCGCCCCACGCUUAUUGGUCGUGCAGUUCGUGUACAUUACGGAACCCGCUUUCGGCUACCUUGUGUCUAGCGUGCAAAACGCCACCCGUACCUAAACAUGGGGUCCCCGGGUCUUCUACUGAGGCUACGAAUCACGGAGUCGCCGGUCGAAGUCCAUCAAGACACACUCCAGCACCACGGAGGGCUUCACGACACAAGACACCGCCGCCAGAACACAAAGGAGAGUCAACAGAAUGGCCAUGUUCAGAGUGUACAUACGUAAAUCCUGGUACGGCACUGGCGUGUGAUAUGUGCCAGUCUCCGAAGACUAGGUUACUGCCAGCCGCACCAGACCAGCCCAGUUUGGACGAUGAUGAUUCGCCGGAAGGAUCAGACGGAGAGCGUCAAGAAAGCACCCCCAUGGAAAUCCUCCGUUUAAGGGAAGAAAGCCAUGCCUGGACGCAGUGGCAAGAAGUCUUAGCUCAAUGUGCUGCGACGGGAGAGAUGUACGUGGACCCCACGUUCCCCGCGUCCCCGCGCUCGCUGUACUACAGCGGCGAGGGCGCCGGGGCCGCGGCGCGUUGGUUGAGGCCGCAGCAGAUACACGUGGACGCCGACCCGCGCCUGCCCUGGCUCGUGUUCCGCGACCCGCGCCCCUCCGACAUCUCGCAGGGCGUGCUGGGCAACUGCUGGCUGCUGUCGGCGCUGGCGGUGCUGGCGGAGCGCUCGGCGCUGGUGCGCGGCGUGCUGCUGCGCGCGGAGCCGGCGCGCGGCGCCUACCAGCUGCGGCUGUGCAAGGACGGCCGCUGGCUCACCGUCACGCUGGACGACCUGCUGCCCUGCAACCGGAAGGGCCAUCUGGUUUACUCGCAGGCCAAAAGAAAACAGUUGUGGGUGCCUUUGAUAGAAAAAGCUGUAGCUAAACUACAUGGCUGCUAUGAAGCUUUGGUUUCCGGCAGAGCAAUUGAAGGCUUGUGCACCCUGACGGGCGCGCCGUGCGAGUCGGUGUCGCUGCAGGCGGGCGGCGCGGGCGGGGCGGGCGCGCCGCUGGAGCAGCUGGACCGCGACCUGGUGUGGGCGCAGCUGCUGUCCUCGCGGCAGGCCUGCUUCCUCAUGGGGGCCAGCUGCGGCGGCGGCAACAUGAAGGUGGACGAGGACGAGUAUCAGCGCCUGGGGCUUCGCCCUCGCCAUGCCUACUCCGUGCUGGACGUGGCCGAACUAGGUGGCAGCCCGCCUCUGCGUCUACUGCGCCUACGGAACCCCUGGGGACACUACACGUGGAGAGGCGCCUGGGCGGCUAACUGCCCGCGCUGGACCGAAGCCCUGCGGAGGGCGCUGCCUCCCACUGCGACACCAGCUGCCGAGCGCGAUCAGGGCGUCUUCUGGAUUAGUUUCGAUGAUGUGCUCAAAUACUUCGACUGCAUCGACAUCUGCAAGGUGCGCGUGGGCUGGCACGAGGUGCGGCUGGCGGGCAUCCUGCCGCCGCUGUCGUCCACGCGCCACCUCACGUGCCUGCUGCUCACCGCCGCGCAGCCCACCGAGGUGGACUUCACGCUGUUCCAGGAGGGCCAGAGAAAUUCAGCCAAAAGUCAGCGAUCUCAGCUAGACCUGUGCGUUGUUGUGUUCAGAACGAAGUCUGGCCCAAGCGCGGAGGUUGGGAAACUUGUAGCUCAUAGUAAAAGACAAGUCCGAGGUUUUGUCGGCUGUCAUAAAAUGUUAGAAAAGGGCUUCUACCUCGUAGUAUGUCUGGCUUUCAACCACUGGCACACUGGCCUAGAACUGGCGGAUAGUUCAGCUUGGCCUAGACACGUUCUGGCGGCCCAUUCCUCUAAACCACUCACCGUGGAACGGCCGUCCCUCCAUCCUCAUAUCCUGGCCGAUGCCAUUAUUGGCUUGACCUUGGCUAGAGGUCAGAGGCAUGAAGGUCGACAAGGCAUGACAGCGUAUUAUUUGACCAAGGGCUGGGCGGGGCUGGUGGUAAUGGUCGAGAACAGACACACGGACAAAUGGAUACAUGUGAAGUGUGACUGUCAGGAGAGUUACAAUGUAGUGUCCACUCGUGGUGAAUUGAAGACUAUUGAUUCUGUACCGCCGUUACACAGACAGGUGAUCAUCGUGCUGACGCAGCUGGAGGGCAGCGGCGGCUUCUCCAUCGCGCACCGCCUCACGCACCGCCUGGCGGCCGCCGCGCGCCUGCACGACUGGGCGCCGCGCGCCGACGACGCGCCCAAGCACCGCCCGCCGCUGGCGCGCCGGCUCAGCGGCCUGCACGCGCCGCGCCUCAUCACCUAG
Molecule: messenger RNA, 4370 nt
Organism: Melitaea cinxia (Glanville fritillary)
Lineage: Eukaryota; Metazoa; Arthropoda; Insecta; Lepidoptera; Nymphalidae
Gene: sol
Product: calpain-D
Exons: 21
Coding region: 12-4370 (1452 amino acids)
Biological process (GO): proteolysis
Cellular component (GO): cytoplasm
Molecular function (GO): calcium-dependent cysteine-type endopeptidase activity
Source: RefSeq, a predicted model, not a curated record